CUUACAUUUUCCAGUCGGUACCUUCCUGCACCAGACGUGAUUGACUGACGACGGAGGGAGUAGACGAGGGCUCCCGCUGAUUUUCGGCGUGAAAUUUUCCUCGACUUUUUAGAGUCACUUUUUUCUUCCAUCUGAAUCCAAGUGUGAGGAUUUGCUACAUUUUAUACGGAUCAGGAAGCUGUGACGGCCGUGGUUUAAGGAAAGGAACAUGGCUUCCCAGGCUGAUUUGAUGGAGCUGGACAUGGCCAUGGAGCCAGACCGGAAGGCAGCAGUCAGCCACUGGCAACAACAGUCCUACCUGGAUUCAGGCAUCCAUUCAGGAGCCACGACUACAGCUCCCUCCCUCAGCGGCAAAGGAAAUCCUGAAGACGAGGAUCUUGACAACAACCAGGUCAUGUUCGAGUGGGAGCAGGGCUUCAACCAGAAUUUCUCCCAGGAUCAAGUACAAGACUUGGAUGGUCAGUAUGCCAUGACUCGUGCCCAGCGGGUGCGUGCAGCAAUGUUCCCAGAGACUCUUGAGGAGGGCAUGCAGAUUCCUUCCACACAAUAUGAUGCAGCAAAUCCUACCAACGUCCAGAGACUAGCAGAACCUUCACAAAUGCUCAAACAUGCCGUGGUCAAUCUGAUAAACUACCAGGACGACGCUGAGCUCGCAACCAGAGCAAUACCAGAGCUCACCAAAUUACUCAAUGAUGAGGACCAGGUUGUUGUGAACAAAGCAGCCGUGAUGGUACACCAGCUAUCAAAAAAAGAAGCUUCCCGUCACGCCAUCAUGCGCUCCCCUCAGAUGGUGUCAGCCAUCGUCAGGACAAUGCAGAACACAAACGACGUAGAGACGGCCCGCUGCACUGCAGGGACUCUCCACAACCUCUCCCAUCACAGAGAGGGGCUGUUGGCUAUCUUCAAGUCUGGAGGAAUCCCGGCGCUAGUCAAAAUGCUUGGUUCACCAGUGGACUCUGUCCUGUUUUAUGCUAUCACCACUCUUCACAACCUCCUACUGCACCAGGAAGGAGCUAAGAUGGCAGUCCGUUUGGCCGGUGGUCUUCAGAAAAUGGUGGCCCUGCUCAACAAAACAAAUGUCAAGUUCCUUGCCAUCACCACAGAUUGUCUUCAAAUCUUGGCCUAUGGAAACCAGGAAAGCAAGUUAAUAAUCCUGGCCAGCGGGGGGCCCCAAGCAUUGGUCAACAUAAUGAGGACGUACACCUAUGAGAAAUUGCUGUGGACCACGAGCAGAGUACUCAAAGUCCUGUCAGUAUGCUCCAGUAAUAAACCUGCCAUUGUGGAAGCUGGAGGCAUGCAGGCUCUUGGACUCCACCUUACAGACCCAAGCCAGAGACUGGUCCAAAACUGUCUCUGGACUCUCAGGAACUUAUCGGAUGCGGCCACCAAGCAGGAGGGUAUGGAGGGUCUCUUGGGGACCCUGGUGCAACUUCUCGGUAGUGAUGACAUUAAUGUGGUGACCUGUGCUGCCGGCAUCCUCUCAAACCUGACUUGCAACAACUAUAAGAACAAGAUGAUGGUCUGCCAGGUGGGUGGCAUUGAGGCUCUUGUUCGCACUGUGCUUCGGGCCGGAGACAGGGAAGACAUCACAGAACCGGCCAUCUGUGCUCUGCGUCACCUCACAUCACGGCACCAAGAUGCAGAGAUGGCCCAGAAUGCAGUCAGGCUGCAUUAUGGGCUGCCAGUUGUGGUCAAAUUGUUGCAUCCGCCAUCACAUUGGCCCCUCAUUAAGGCUACAGUUGGUCUGAUCCGGAACCUGGCACUGUGCCCUGCAAACCACGCUCCUCUGAGGGAACAGGGAGCCAUUCCUAGGCUGGUUCAGCUGCUGGUCAGAGCACACCAGGACACACAGAGACGCACCAGUAUGGGUGGCACACAGCAGCAGUUUGUGGAGGGAGUUCGCAUGGAGGAGAUCGUGGAGGGUUGUACAGGAGCCCUUCACAUCCUGGCCAGAGAUGUCCACAACAGAAUAGUCAUUCGAGGACUUAACACAAUUCCACUCUUUGUACAGCUGUUGUAUUCUCCCAUUGAGAACAUCCAGCGCGUGGCAGCGGGUGUCCUGUGUGAACUGGCCCAGGACAAAGAGGCCGCUGAGGCCAUCGAGGCCGAGGGAGCCACCGCCCCGCUCACAGAGCUCUUGCACAGCCGCAAUGAAGGAGUUGCCACGUAUGCAGCAGCAGUCCUGUUCCGUAUGUCCGAGGACAAACCUCAAGACUACAAGAAACGCCUCUCCGUAGAACUCACAAGCUCGCUCUUCAGGACGGAACCAAUGGCCUGGAACGAAACUGCAGAGCUUGGUCUGGACAUUGGUGCUCAGGGAGAGCCUCUGGCCUACAGGCAAGAAGACCCAAGCUACCGUUCCUUCCACUCGGCAGGUUACGGCACAGACUCGAUGGGCAUGGAGCCCAUGAUGGACCAUGACUUGGGUGGGGGCCACCACCCCGGUCAUGACUACCCUCCUGUUGAGGGGCUUCCUGACCUGGGUCACUCCCAGGAACUGAUUGAAGGCCUACCACCUGGUGACUCCAACCAACUGGCCUGGUUUGACACAGACUUGUAAAUACCAAGACCAGCAUAACUCAACACGUCCUACUCUAGCUGUAUUAUGUGAUCCGGAUGAACCUGAAUCUUGAUUCUCCCACAUGGAGGAGGCAGGGUUUUAGAAAGUGCCUGACGAUGACCCAUCCUGUCUAUAGGAGAUCCAUUGGGACAAAUUUGAGUUUUCUUCUGGUUUUCGCCAGAGGAUGGUCGGUUGACUUGAAAUCCUGAUGCCACAAAUGUAUUUGUAUUUGUUUGCGUUUGAAAUACCCUUUUUAUGUACUUUUCCAUUUUUUAUUCUUUUGUUUUUAUAUCUCGCCCAUUAAGUCUGUAAUGGUACAAAAAUGAUUUUAGCUUUUUUUUCCUCACAUUUCUCCAUAUUAUUGCAUUUGUUUUGUUGUAUCAUUUGCUUAGUCUCUAGUGGUUUUUUUUUGUUUUUUUGGUGAUGAUGCUCCACCCAAGUAAUGUACAUGACCACAUUUUAAAUGGUGUCCAAAACGCUAAGGUAAAUCAUUUGCAUUGUAACAUUGUGUAGUUUUUGUAUAAAACAUUGGAAGUCAUGGUCCAAAUAUCGAGCUAUUUUCUUGCUUUAAAGUUGGGGACACCAAGGUGUCUCUGCUGUUCCAAAGGGGGUGUAGCUGGCCAAGCUGACGGAGGGCUGUUACUGGUCUGUUACUAAAGGGGUGUGGGGGGCUAGUUUAGUUUGAGGAGGUCAUUGCUGUAGCCUGCUGUGUUCUGAAUCAAUAAAAUGGACUCAUUAUUUCAA
Molecule: messenger RNA, 3304 nt
Organism: Hippocampus zosterae (dwarf seahorse)
Lineage: Eukaryota; Metazoa; Chordata; Actinopteri; Syngnathiformes; Syngnathidae
Gene: ctnnb1
Product: catenin (cadherin-associated protein), beta 1
Exons: 17
Coding region: 209-2560 (783 amino acids)
Biological process (GO): cell adhesion; positive regulation of transcription by RNA polymerase II
Cellular component (GO): adherens junction; catenin complex
Molecular function (GO): alpha-catenin binding; cadherin binding; transcription coactivator activity
Source: RefSeq, a predicted model, not a curated record